Molecule: messenger RNA, 651 nt
Organism: Penicillium hordei
Lineage: Eukaryota; Fungi; Ascomycota; Eurotiomycetes; Eurotiales; Aspergillaceae
Product: p24 family protein
Exons: 4
Coding region: 9-620 (203 amino acids)
Biological process (GO): endoplasmic reticulum to Golgi vesicle-mediated transport; Golgi organization; protein retention in ER lumen
Cellular component (GO): endoplasmic reticulum-Golgi intermediate compartment; COPII-coated ER to Golgi transport vesicle; Golgi apparatus
Source: RefSeq, a predicted model, not a curated record
CUUACACUAUGCGAUUCUCAACAAGCACCAUCCUGGUUACCGCGCUGGGAUGGAUUACCGCCGCGACCGCACACACCAUCCAACUCAAGGCUCACACACGAGAAUGCUUCCACGAGUCACUGCACCGCGACGAUGUCAUGACUGUCACUUUCCAGGUUGGAGAUCGGGAGUUUGGAGGGAGUGGAAACCUUGAGGUUGAUUUCUGGGUCGAGGAUCCCCUGAGAAACCGCCAGUACUUCAAGCAAGCCGUUACCUCCGACGACUACUCGUUCACCGCACAGGCGGACGGCAAAUACAACUACUGCUUCAGCAACGAGGGUUGGACCUCGAACUCCAAGGAGGUCUCCUUCAACGUCCACGGAAUUGUCUACGUGCCUGAACACGAGAUGGCGCAGGAUCCCCUCGAGGUUGAAGUUCGCAAACUCUCCGAGGCUUUGACGCAGGUGAAGGAUGAGCAAUCGUACAUUGUCGUGCGCGAGCGAGUACACCGCAAUACCGCAGAGAGCACCAACGGCCGCGUGAAGUGGUGGAGUAUGUUCCAGCUUAUGGUGGUUAUUGGCGAGGGUGUGUUCCAGGUGUGGUGGCUCAAGAGAUUCUUCGAGGUCAAGCGUGUGGUCUAAACUUGAUUUGCCGUCUUUCCUUGAUCAAAAA